GUAUUCCCCAAUACUUCAACACAUUAUGUAUGGUAUGGCAGUACCAAGGUGCAGUAUAGAGUACAGAGUGCAUCUUCAUUGAGAUAUAGUUUUGCUUUGUUUAUGUCACGACUAGGACUUGGGCGCGGAUUGUUUUUCCAAGGCAAAGGAAAGUUGGCACGAGCAAGACGUGAAUGUAAGUACAUCUUUUUAUUUUAACACCAACUACAAAAAAUGAAGCAAACAAAAAGCGCUCACAAUGGAGGUACGAAAACUUGACAGUCAAAACAAAACUGGCACUAUGGCAUAAACUAGGGACAUAAACUAAAUCUCUUGCACAAUGGCAUGAAUAGCAAACACUUACUUGGAACGGAACGAGAACGGGACAUGGAUCAUUACAAGGUGCAUGUUAGAAGGUGGUGACGGUGAUGUUGCCAGGACGAAGAACAGAAACAGACAGGCUUAAAUGAUACUGUGGUGAUUAGUGAAAACAGGUGUGAGACAUGAGGACAGAUGAACACUAAUGAGUUUCCAUGGUAAAAAAACUAACCGGGAAGUCACUGUGCUCAAGCUGCAUGUUUUCUAUCUGUGCAAGGACAAAACUUUUUGUCUGAGGGGUGGCCUCAGGCGCAGAUGUUAUCUUUGUUUUAGCCUGCUAAAAGCCAAGGACUUCAAAGACCUCAACAAAGAUAAGAUGAUAGCACGCAGAACAAGCCGAAACAAGGAAUUCACAAGGCCCCAGCACAUUCCGUCACAUAUUGUGCGUACUGGACCUGCUUUGCAUGAUGUAUGUGACCACUCCUUUUAGAGGCGGCCUCAGUGAGGUUGACUAUGGAACUCCUGUGCUGAACCUUAGAGCGUAGGGUGAGACUGUGACUAGGUGUUGGAGUUGGGACUGAGGUGUCCAUGGUCUUCCUGAGCACUGAACAACACCACACCGUCUUCUGUUGGACGCCACAGACUUUCUAUCGAGCACUCAAUCUUGCAUUUCACUGUCUUACAGGAAGUACUUCAACUUGGACAUCACAGGACACAAACACAACCAGGACGAAGACUUUCCUCCUUCUGCUUCUGCUUGUCGGAAGCAACAGUAAAGUUUUGAACAAACGUGAAUCAGGCGACUGGUCAGGCGAGUGGUCUGGUGAUGACACCUCAAUGCAGACCACCACUUCCAGGGUGAUCUUUGAUGACACCCAUGGUUUGAUGGACCACCCCGAAGAGAGGACCACAUACCCAGUGUACACCACCAACCCAGAGACGACCACAUACCCAGUGUACACCACCAACCCAGAGACGACCACAUACCCAGUGUACACCACCAACCCAGAGACGACCACAUACCCAGUGUACACCACCACCCCAGAGACGACCACAUACCCAGUGUACACCACCAACCCAGAGACGACCACAUACCCAGUGUACACCACCACCCCAGAGACGACCACAUACCCAGUGUACACCUACACCACAGAGAUGACCACCACCACAGACAUGACCACCACCACAGACAAGAUCAAAUACCCAGUGCACACCACUACCCCAGAGACGACCACAUACACCACGACCCCAUACAUCUCCACCACAGAGAUGACCACCACCACAGACAAGAUCAAAUACCCAGUUCACACCACUACCCCAGAGACGACCACAUACACCCCGACCACAUACACCUCCACCACAGAGAUGACCACCACCACAGACAAGAUCAAAUACCCAGUGCACACAACUACCCCAGAGACGACCACAUACACCACGACCCCAUACAUCUCCACCACAGAGAUGACCACCACCACAGACAAGAUCAAAUACCCAGUGCACACAACUACCCCAGAGACGACCACAUACACCCCGACCACAUACACCUCCACCACAGAGAUGACCACCACCACAGACAAGAUCAAAUACCCAGUGCACACAACUACCCCAGAGACGACCACAUACACCCCGACCACAUACACCUCCACCACAGAGAUGACCACCACCACAGACAAGAUCAAAUACCCAGUUCACACAACUACCCCAGAGACGACCACAUACACCCCGACCACAUACACCUCCACCACAGAGAUGACCACCACCACAGACAAGAUCAAAUACCCAGUGCACACAACUACCCCAGAGACGACCACAUACACCACGACCCCAUACAUCUCCACCACAGAGAUGACCACCACCACAGACAAGAUCAAAUACCCAGUGCACACAACUACCCCAGAGACGACCACAUACACCCCGACCACAUACACCUCCACCACAGAGAUGACCACCACCACAGACAAGAUCAAAUACCCAGGGCACACCACUACCCCAGAGACGACCACAGACACCCCGACCACAUACACCUCCACCACAGAGACCCCGACCACAUACACCUCCACCACAGAGACCCCGACCACAUACACCUCCACCACAGAGACCCCGACCACAUACACCUCCACCACAGAGACCCCGACCACAUACACCUCCACCACAGAGACCCCGACCACAUACACCUCCACCACAGAGACCCCGACCACAUACACCUCCACCACAGAGACCCCGACCACAUACACCUCCACCACAGAGACCCCGACCACAUACACCUCCACCACAGAGACCCCGACCACAUACACCUCCACCACAGAGACCCCGACCACAUACACCUCCACCACAGAGACCCCGACCACAUACACCUCCACCACAGAGACCCCGACCACAUACACCUCCACCACAGAGACCCCGACCACAUACACCUCCACCACAGAGACCCCGACCACAUACACCUCCACCACAGAGACCCCGACCACAUACACCUCCACCACAGAGACCCCGACCACAUACACCUCCACCACAGAGACCCCGACCACAUACACCUCCACCACAGAGACCCCGACCACAUACACCUCCACCACAGAGACCCCGACCACAUACACCUCCACCACAGACACCCCGACCACAGAGACGACCACAUACACCUCCACCCCAGAGACGACCACCACCAAAGUGAAGCCCUACUACCACCAUCACCACCAUCACCACUACUACUACCACCAACCCCACAACAACUCCAAUGCACACCACCACCACCACCACCACCACUACCACCACCACCACCGUGAUUAAUACACUGUGGAUUGUCAGCACCCCACUGUGGAUUGUCAGCACCCCACUGUGGAUUGUCAGCACCCCACUGUGGAUUGUCAGCACCCCACUGUGGAUUGUCAGCACCCCACUGUGGAGCGCCAUUACCACUCUACAUUUAAAACCGGAUGAAGCGUCCACAAUAAAUGAAAUAAAAGUUCUCCUCACUUGA
Messenger RNA from Nerophis ophidion (straightnose pipefish), 3271 nucleotides. RefSeq names its product mucin-2-like. The record is from RefSeq and is a predicted model, not a curated record. The coding region runs from base 886 to 3081 and encodes 731 amino acids. The transcript has 2 exons. NCBI's taxonomy places the organism in Eukaryota, Metazoa, Chordata, Actinopteri, Syngnathiformes, Syngnathidae.